GCACAUUAACUCCUGCUGGCUGCGGGAACUCUUUAUUUGACAGAAGCCAAGACAGAGGGGGCACGCGCACACCACCACUGGCAGCCUUUUGAGAAACACCGAGGCGACAGAUGAAACCCAAACAAAAAUCCCACAUAGCGCUUUUUUUUCUUUAACAGAAAAAGAGAAAGGAAAACAGAAAAAAGAAGACAGUCCUAUAUUUUGGGAAUCUUUACGCACCACAAAAGAGUAACGCAAACGCCGCAGAGAUGAGGGUUUCAUGGUCUUGCGUGCUUUUGAAGGAUCCCCGCUCUUGAUAAAGGGACAAAACAAGGCUCUUCGUGACAUUUUCCAAAAGAAGAUCGCAAAGGUGGAGCGAUUAGAGAAGGGCUGAUGAAGGGAGUAUUAAUCCUUUCAGUGUACCCAAAGCACCAAAGGGUAUUAGAAGCGUUUGGAUGGAAAUCGGGCGAGUGUUUGGAACUGUUUUUGGUUUUAUAUGAAACUGGUGAUUAGUUGUGGCACGUUUUUUUUUCUUCUUCUUCUUCUUCUUCAUCUUCAUCUUCUUUUUUUUUUUUUAAUUACUCGCGACUAGGAGUAUUUCUUCAUCUUCUUCUUCCACCGAGAGAAUGUAUCAUAUGGACGUCUAAAUUUGCAAAGAAAAAGAAAAAACCUCUCACCUGUCUUUAUAUAUUUUUUUCUUUCCAAGUAUUCCUUAAUCUAAAUGGAAUUAGUUGAGUCUGAAGCCGUUUGUGAAAGGAACAGACAUGGUACAUGGGCACAGCUUCCAGUACGUUGUUGCAAGUCUGCUCAUAUUUGGGUUGUCUGGGGCAACGAAAAAGGAUUCAGCUACAGUAAAAAACAAUUCUGGAGUGAAGCCUGCAGGUCAGUGUGGAGCAUGGGUGAAAGAACCAGAAGGAGGACUCUUUACUUCGCCCAAUUAUCCAAACAAAUACCCACCGAACACAGAGUGUGUUUACAUCCUUGAAGCUCCCCCGAGGCAGUGUAUUGAUCUACACUUCGAUGACAAUUAUUCCGUUGAGUCCUCUUGGGAAUGUAAAUUUGACAACAUUGAGGUUCGAGAUGGACCGUUUGGCUUCUCCCCAAUGCUCGGCCGGUACUGCGGUCAGCACAGCCCACCAGACAUCAGAAGUAGCGGCCGGUAUCUGUGGAUAAAAUUUGUAACUGAUGGAGAACUGGAAGGGGUGGGAUUUUCAGCAACGUACAACUUCACUGCAGAUCCAGACUUUGCAGACUUGGGAGUACCCCCACCUCUGCCCUUCUGUCAGUAUGACAUGGUUGGUCCAGAAGGUAUUGUUGAGUCUCAUCAGAUCAUCAGAGAUGGGAAGGCUGGUGCUGCUGAAGCUGUGGACUGUAAAUGGUACAUCCGUGCUCCGCCACGCUCCAAGAUCUAUCUACGUUUUCUGGACUAUGAGAUGGCAAAUUCCAAUGAAUGCAAGCGCAACUUUGUGGCAGUGUACGAUGGUAGCAGUUCAGUGGAAGACCUGAAGAGCAAGUUCUGCUCCACGGUGGCCAAUGACAUCAUGCUGGUCUCCACGCUGGGAGUCGUCCGCAUGUGGGCUGACGAGCUCAGCCGCAAAAGUCGCUUCCGCAUCCUUUUCACAACCUACCAAGAGCCUCCAUGUGACGCAGAUGCCUUCUUUUGCCACAGCAACAUGUGCAUCAACUACACACUGGUGUGUAAUGGCAUGCAGAACUGCGUUUACCCCUGGGAUGAGAGCCAAUGUAAAGAGAAAACAAAUACCAAAUUCCUGGACAACCUGAACACCACAAAUGGGGCCAUAAUUGGUGUAACCUGUUGCAUCGUUUUCAUCCUCCUCAUCGUCUCUGUCAUCGUUCAAGUCAAGCAGCCACGUAAAAAGUACAUCUUGCGGCGUGAGGACUUUGAUCCCACCAUGUUUCAGGAGGUCUUCGAGCCCCCUCACUAUGAGCUAUGUACUUUACGGAGUGCCACCACACCCACAGCAGCCUCGGCUGAUUUAGUCGACCUGGCAGAAGACUUUGAGAACUACCACGCCCUUCGCAGUGCCUCCUCACGCUGCAUCCAUGAUCACCACUGUGGCUCCUCCUCCAACCCCGGCUCUGCACAUGUAUCCCAGUUGUCGCUCACCGGACGAGGAAGCCGUUGCAACUUGAGUGCCCGUGAUACAGCAGCCGCCACUCUGCUCGCAGAUCUCCCACAGCCGCCUAUAGCAGUGCGGCCCCUGCUGCCGACCACAGGAAACCGCAGGAGCAUCUUGGUCAUGAAGCACAGCUACUCACAGGACGCAGCGGACAAUGGAUGUGACCUGGACGACGACCUGGACGAGGUUCCCACCACCAGCCACCGACUUUCACGCCACGAAAAGGCAGUACAGCGGUUCUGCCUCAUUGGCUCUUUGAGCAAACAUGAAUCAGAGUACAACACAACUAGGGUCUAAGAGACAAUCUCAAGACUUCUUGAGAAUAGUGCUAUCCUGGAUCAGUACGAACGGGCGUCACUGACAUAUGAAAAAGUGGAGCGGAGAUUUACACCAGCUUGAGGCUUAUGAUGAUGAUAAUGAAGGGACACUGGUGAAAUGGAUACUGAAGGUGUAUUCAUGUGCAAAAAUGAAGUCAAAGGACUAGAUGAAAAUCCUCCAGCGACAGUGCUGUGAAGAGGUUUUGGAAAUCAGUCAGCUCUGUGCGCUACUCUAGUCAACCCAGAUGUUUUGUCUCACUGUAAAGAUAUGGACCUUUAUAUGGAAAACAGUUACUGAAGUUGAUAUUUGGGAUGUGAAAAACAUAUCUGUCAUUGUUAUAAAUCCCUUACUGAUAACACAGCUAAAGUGACUAAGCAUCUUCAAGUUCAUUUUAAGCAUGUAUUUCUCCAAUGAAUGGCACACAUUUUAUGAUUUCUAUACACGAUUGUGGAUGUUUGCAGUCAAGUCAAAUCUAAUAAGUUUUAUUUAAGUGAAAAUUGGAAUUAAUCUGAAUUUAGUACUAACUUUUGAAUUUAAACACCGUUAGGAUAACCAGAAGCUGUUUAGUUUGGAUAAUAAUUUAAGGUGAAGUUGUUUUGGCUUAUGCAUGCUUCUUCUAAGCCAUUGAAGUAUUAACAUACUAACAUUAAAAUCGGAGAAAAAAAAACAACUGUGCUAAUACAUUAGUCAUGUAGGUAUAAGAUGAGGUUUAUGAAGCAUCUUCAAGUAGAUUGCAUUGCAUGCUUUAAGUUAAAUCAUUAACAUGGCAAAUAAAUUUCCAUAAUACUAAUAUGUCAUCUAACUUAUUUACAGCAAUUUUUUAUUUUAACCCAGCGUA
This is a messenger RNA of Melanotaenia boesemani (Boeseman's rainbowfish), 3276 nucleotides long. It is a transcript of the gene neto1l, whose product is annotated as neuropilin (NRP) and tolloid (TLL)-like 1, like. NCBI's taxonomy places the organism in Eukaryota, Metazoa, Chordata, Actinopteri, Atheriniformes, Melanotaeniidae. The record is from RefSeq and is a predicted model, not a curated record. The coding region runs from base 744 to 2417 and encodes 557 amino acids. Gene Ontology annotation, molecular function: protein binding. The transcript is spliced from 12 exons.